This is a messenger RNA of Agrilus planipennis (emerald ash borer), 757 nucleotides long. RefSeq lists its product as uncharacterized. The record is from RefSeq and is a predicted model, not a curated record. Lineage: Eukaryota; Metazoa; Arthropoda; Insecta; Coleoptera; Buprestidae. The coding region runs from base 387 to 698 and encodes 103 amino acids. The transcript has 3 exons.
UAUAGGAUAAAAUGUUAACGGAUUUAAUAUUGUUUAUCUCCUAAAUUAUUCUAACUCUAAUAUUAGAAAUUCGAAAAAUGUUAAAUAGUUUUUUCACACGUCUUAUAAUGUACUGUAUGUGGUUACUGACCUCAUUAACGUGCGAUAUUUCAAAAAUUAAAUACAUUAGUAAGAUAAACGAAGGAUUUUAGGUAGUAUUGUUCUCAUAUCAUAAUGAUUUUUUACUGAAGCAAAUGAUUCCUAUUUGUUAACACAAAGUAGUAGACGUAAUAGAAAGAAACAAUAAUUAUGAUAUUGCUUCAGAUAUUCUCGUUUGUUGAUUACGGACUUUACAUAUAUAAAAGUCGAUUCUUUUUCUGUUAAUUAGUUUAGCUAUUUAAAUCAAAAUGAACGUGUCAGGAAAACUUCAAAUUUUAGUGCUGUGUUUUUGUUUUAUAAAUAUAACCGUCGCAAAUGUUAUACAAUCCAACAGGUCCUUAAGAUCAUUUCGAUUACCUUUCCCCGGAUUUGGUCCAGUUUGUAAUACUUGUCCAAAUCAUUUUUGUGAUGAUGAUCCAGCUGUAAUUGAUGGCUAUUGUUGCGGAUGUGCUAGAUUUUAUGAUAAUUUACCUAUAAUAUGUCCACCGACCAUAGUGUGUCCCAAAAAUGGAUACUCAUUAUGCAAAGAUUACGAGUAUAUGAUGCAUUGCUGUUGUUAAAACUUUAUUUUGAAGGAAUGAUAUGAAGACACAAUUAAUAAACGAAUUUAUUAUUAUUA